CCGGGCCGUCCGCGGCACCUCCCCGCGGGAGCGGGCGGGGCUCCUCUCCUUUGCGCCAUGAUGAACAAAUGACCUCGCGGGGAAUGAAAUUUAAGUUCCACCGGGGAGAGAGAGUUCUCUGCUUCGAGCCCGAUCCCACCAAAGCCAAAGUGCUCUAUGAUGCCAAGAUUGUUGAUAUUGUUGUUGGAAAAGAUGAGAAAGGCCGAAAGAUUCCAGAAUAUCUAAUCCAUUUUAACGGUUGGAACAGAAGCUGGGAUAGAUGGGCAGCUGAAGAUCAUGUUCUUCGGGAUACAGACGAAAAUCGCAGAUUACAGCGUAAAUUGGCACGGAAGGCUGUGGCUCGCAUGAGAAGAAAGGGAAGAAGGAAGAGACGUUGCAGGUUGCCUGGUGUUGACUCUGUGUUAAAAAGYCUUCCUGCUGAAGAAAAUGAUGAGAGUAGCGAAAACUCUAUAAGUAGUUCUUCUUCUGAUGACAGUGAUGAAGGAACAGAUGAAGAAAUAAAAAGUGAAGAAAGUGACAUAGAUGAGAGAACAGAAAUGAAAGAAGAACAAGACACUCAUACAAAAAGGGACAUGGAGGAAAGAGCAAUAAGCAUAGAAAUUCCUGAAGUCUUGAAAAAAAAGCUUGAAGAAGACUGCUACUAUAUUAAUAGAAGAAAGAGGCUAGUGAAGCUUCCUUGCCAGACAAAUAUAAUAACCAUCUUGGAGUCAUAUGUAAAACACUUUGCAAUUAAUGCCGCUUUUUCAGCCAAUGAAAGGUCUCGGCACCAUCAGAUGACUCCCCAUGCUAAUAUGAAUCUUCAUUAUGUACCACCAGAGAAGAAUGUCGAGCUAUGUAAAGAGAUGGUGGAUGGUCUGAGAAUAACCUUUGACUUCACGCUUCCAUUGAUUUUGCUUUAUCCUUACGAACAAGCUCAAUUUAAGAAGGUGACUUCAUCAAAAUUCUUUCUUCCUAUCAAAGAAAACUCAACAAAUACUAACAGAAAUCAGGAGGAACUUUCCCCAAGUCCUCCUCUACUGAAUCCACCCACGCCUCAGUCGACUGACAGCCAGCCCACCACAGGGGAGCCCGCCACGCCGAAAAGGCGAAAAGCUGARCCCGAAAUCCUGCAGUCGCUGAGGCGUUCGACACGCCACAGCUCCAACUGUGACAGGUUAUCGGAGAGCAGCGCGUCCCCACAGCCUAAACGGCGUCACCUCGAGACCCCAGCAUCYAUGCCAAAGCUCUUCUUGCACCUGGAAAAAAAAACCCCUGUCCAUAGUGGGUCAUCUUCACCUAUAACUUUGACUCCUAGCAAAGAAGGGAGCACGGUGUUUACUGGCUUUGAAGGUAGAAGAAACAACGAAUUGAAUGAGGUUUUGUCCUGGAAAUUGAUGCCAGAGAAUUAUCCACCAAGUGAUCAACCACCACCUCCCUCAUAUAUCUAUGGAUCUCAACAUUUGCUGAGGAUGUUUGUAAAGCUACCAGAAAUACUGGGGAAGAUGUGCUUUCCUGAGAAAAACCUGAAGGCUUUAGUAAAACACUUUGAGAUGUUUCUGAGGUUUUUAGCAGAAUACCAUGAUGAUUUCUUCCCAGAAUCUGCUUAUGUAGCUGCAUGCGAAGCCUACUACAGUACUAAAAAUCCUCGGGCAAUCUACUGAAGCUAUUAAUAAGGAUUAAGUCCUACUAUACAUAGCCCAUGACAAUGCUAUUCUGCUACAUAGCUACAAGAUGAAAAAGGAAUUAAAGCAACUUCUGGAGUUGAAGACAUUGGAAAAUAUCUUUGUAAUGGUUGGAUUACUUAGGAAUGGAGAACUACUUUCCAGAGAUGUGUAUAAACAGUGGUGUUGAGUCACUUACAGGACUGGAUAUAAAUCUGACUCCAGGUGAAUGAAGAAGCCUUGUCCUGACUUUUACUGCAUAGGACUGCAUGGGAGUUAUAAAAAGCAAAGGAGGCAAAAGCAGAUGCAUUGGGAACAGAACAUUUUCAUGAAGAUAAAUCACUAUGCUGUGUUUCAUUAUAGCUCAGCCUCUCCUGUCUGAGAAAUAAGACUUGACUAAACAGUUACUAGAAGAGAAUGUAACUGGUAUAUUAUGGAUUGUUUUCCUCACAAAUUGCAUUUCAUUUUGUGGUACAGUCAUGRUAGAAAGGAUACUUAAUGUAAAGGUGGCUUUGCUGUUUGGCUGGCAUGACAUCUGCCUCAACAAUGACUUUGUUGCUUGAAUGGAAAAUGUGUCGCUGCCUUUGCAUUUUGCAAAGCUGUAUAUAGCCCUUUCAUGGUAAAGCUGACAGGGUUUCAAGCAGACCAUACACUGCCAGGGAUUCAUCAUUUACCCAACAAUAAAUGAUUUCCAGAGCCAUUAUGAAAGAACUGAUUUUCUACAAGUAAAUGGAGAAGUCGGUAAACUCAUCACAGUUUAGUUGGCAAACAUUUUCUUAAUAAAGUUCACAGUGGCUGCUGUGUUGAUGUGUGAUUUUGACUGUUUAAAACAUCUUGUUUGUGCUUAAUUAGUGUUUUUGAGGAUGCUAAGUGUGCAUAUAAUGAGAGAUGGGAGCCCUGACAACAUACGGAGAGGAGCCCUUUCGAUAUCAUGGGGUGUUCUGCAGACUUGAACGAUGUCUCUUUAGACUGUUUUAGACACUUUGUCUCUGGAAAUAGCAAUUCAGUGAGAACUGAGUUCCUAGAAAUCUCACAACACAUUCAGUAGAAAUUAAUAGAAACAUAAUUCUUGUCAUUGAAACCGCAUGCAGGACUUAAAAAACACUGGCCUUCAAAAUCCUCAGCUGUGUCCAGAUAGAUACAGAUAUUAAAAGCACUGCAAGACAACGGGACUCUGGCUUACAGACUACUGCAUUAAUCACUCUGUAAUCCUUCUUGGUUCAGAAAACUUCCAUUACAAUGCUACCUGUAAUACAGAACUCACAGAUUUGAGUUUCCUCACAGAUUUGCAGAAACUAGUAAUUUAAAGGAAUCGUCUUUCAAAUGUAAAUGGCAAGCUUAGUCUAAGAGGCCAAAAGAAAUAUGAAAUCUGCUGUUGCCAUACAUUGUCACUUUUCAGAGUUCUGUGGCAUGCUCAAGCUUUUGAGCUCRAAAGAUAAGGAUUACCUAGGUUUUAGUAAUUUAGGUUUUCCUUUUUAGAAAAACUUCUGUGAAGAGUCUGUUGAACUCAGUGGUUGUUAAACUAGUGUUUGGCAUGAAUACAUACAUAUUGGUGAUUGUUAACUCUAAAGAUUACCAUUUAGCAGCAUUACUCUUUUUAAAACACAUUUCUCUUGUAUCAAGAAAACCCCACAUUUGUAAGCUUUCAUUGUUCUCAAAUGAUGGACAUUUUGAAUCUAGCAGAAUCCAUGURCACCAAAAUUUUGCCAACAUGUUUCAUUCUAAGUUUAAACCCUGCUUCUCUAAAAGACAAUUCAACAAAAUAUGAACAAACUGUCUAACAUGAGAUUAGUUACGAUUCAACCUUAAUCCAUCUGAUUUUGAGAAUGUUCAUGUAUAAUAGAGCAGAUCUGGUUUUSUUCCAUUUUUUUCGCACCUGUGAGUGUAAGACAAGUUAUGAACAGAGUUUAAACCUUAUUGUUUGACUGUUUAACUGUUGAAAUGAAAAUUUCUGCAUGAAGGGGUCASGAAUACUGUUGGUAUUGCUUUGUUGGUACAGUGUGGAGAUGUUCAAAAGAUGUGAGGGGGGAAAAAUUCURAUGAUCCAGUUACAGUGUAGUCUUCAUGUGAACAAGUUUUUUCAUAAAGUUCUCUUGAAGCUGCUGUUGGAUAUAAUAUUACAAGCUUAGUAACAACCAAAAGUUUUUCUCCAAAGUUGCCCCUUUUUUGUGCUGCUUGAUGCUUCUAAUGGAUAUAACUUUCAUAUUUGAGUAUAUAUUUGAAUUUUAAAAGUUUAGGUUUGUAUCUUCAAUUACAGUAAAGUGCAACUUUGGCAUCCCCCUUUACUGUCACUCUUCUUUUUCUGCAUUCAUGGUUUUAGACUUGAUUUUUCUUUUAAGCAGCAGUGGGACAGAUGAACCAGAUUAUGUAAGAGGGGCAGUUCCUAUUAGUGUUAAAAAUAUAUAGAGACUUAGCAGUGUGGCCCCCAAAAUUCACUUGGAAUGUAAUGUUCAARGAUUCUUUUGGCCGGGGAAGCUUAAUAGUGUAGUUGUACAGCCAGUGUGAAUCUGGAGCUCAUUGAAUGUCCUUGACUGAUCAGAUAUUUGAUGGGAUCCAAAUCCAUSUGAGAUGAUAAAAGAUGCACUUCACUGUCAUUUGUUUAGUUGCUCUCUAUACAGUUACUCAUACCAUGUUUUCUAACCUGAUUCAGUCAAAAUGUCUUGAGUUAGCUUGAGGAAUAAAACCCUGACUGAAGCAGGCUACGGGAUCCUUCGGAGGAGCAGAUCUGCCAGCAGCUGUCAGUAACAGUGUCCUGCAGUGGAGGAGCCAAGCUGAGGAAGCAGGUUAAUGGGCAGGGAUAGUUUAUGUCAACAUGCCUGUUUGUACAAGUCAAGCACGCUCUGCUUUCAAGGGAAGGUGGUUUCGUUUGUCUGUUUCAGGAAAUUAUCCCAGUGUAAUUACAGUGCGUACUUACACUGGUGAGUCUCUGCGCUGAAGGUGAGUCCUUGGGGUGCUCCCAGAGUGUGUGUGGUGUCGGGUUUUGCAUAUGAGUGUUGGGAAAAGGCGGAGGAGAACAAUUGCAGCCUGGGUUUAGAAGCAGGUAGUGCAGCUGAUGGRUGGGAAGGGAGCAGCUGCCUGCCCAGCCGAGUUGCUUGGACUGCACUCAGCGCUCAUUUCAGUCCCUGCUCUGACUGGCAUAGGGGGGCGUGUGAGUAACUUUACAUGGUGUCACAGGACUAUGAAAGGACACUGACCUUAUGUAAAGUGCUUUAUAUAGUAAGGUUUACCAAAGAAGAAUGAACAGAAUAUAACUUUAGUAUUCUUCUGUUUUAUUCCUGAUUUUAACCAUGAUUCUGUACCUAUCAUCCUUCAAAGAAAAAAAGAAGAAAAUCAUACUGUUCCUUUGAGUGUACUACCUAGAACUGCCAUGAUGCCUUUCAUUUUGCUAUUGUGUUUUUGAAGCUCCUGUUUCAUAGCUCAGGCUUUCAUGUAGAGUCCUUUUCCACUGAGAUGACAAAUGCAAAUAUGACCAAGUGCUAAUGUAAAAUACGUUCCCUGUCCCAUUUUGAAAGCAAGUUUAUGCACACAUUAGUGUUCCCCUUGACACUUGGUGUGGGCUAACAGCGAGUGUGUUGUCACCCCUUACAUCAAGAAUGUUUAAUGGGAUCUUGUCUAAUGCUAGUGUAGGAUAACCUUGCUCUGGAUUAUGCUGAAAGAAGUGUCUGCAGUCAAGGAGGAAAUAAAAAGUUGAUUGGAAAKAAAAAGCUGUUACUGCUUUUCAUGUUUAUAUCAUCAACUGUGUGCUAUGUUAUCAGCACAUUUGGCAAGAAUGCUGGGGAGAUUGUUAUU
Messenger RNA from Malurus melanocephalus (red-backed fairy wren), 5429 nucleotides. It is a transcript of the gene MSL3, whose product is annotated as MSL complex subunit 3. The record is from RefSeq and is a predicted model, not a curated record. Bases 69 to 1640 code for a protein of 523 amino acids. NCBI's taxonomy places the organism in Eukaryota, Metazoa, Chordata, Aves, Passeriformes, Maluridae. Gene Ontology annotation, biological process: regulation of DNA-templated transcription; chromatin organization. Gene Ontology annotation, cellular component: nucleus; NuA4 histone acetyltransferase complex; MSL complex. The transcript has 13 exons.